UAAAAAUGUACUUUUAACUACUUGGUGCUUCAAAAUUGAAAAGUAUAGCAUCAAUCUCUGGUUCAGUCAGUUUUAAAAUAUCAAAUUUUGUUUGUUUUACUUUAGGGCCAACCUGAAAGCAUCUUAUGUGUCUCUUGGCAUGAAGCCUCUCAUGCCAACAAGAGUUGGUGGAACAAGAUGGGUGGGCCACCAUCUGCGUGCACUGCAGAACCUCAUGAUGGGGUAUGAGGCUAUCAAGCAACAUUUAGAGCAGGUUGGGAGUCCCACUGAAACAGUAACCGCUUCCACCAGUGGAAAAGCAAAAGGUCUCCUUAAGUUACUUUCUUCGCAGCGUGUGAUGAAGUAUGCGUUCUUUCUGGCUGAUGUUCUCACAGUGCUGGCCAGAAUGUCGAAGAGGUUCCAGGAGAGGACCUGUUCAGCUUCCGAUAUUCACUCCAUCCUGAAAGAGUCAUGCACUUUGCUUGAGCAAAACAAGACUGUUGAUGGUCCAUACCUCACUAAUGCCCUAGCCAUGUUCAAGUCAGAUGAGUCUGACAUGACUGUACAAGGUGAAGCUGCUGAAGACAUAUCUGUACCCAGGACGACCUUCCCGCAACGCCUUAUCGACAGUUUGCGAGGUCGGUUUGAGUCCGACAACAGGGAUGUAAUUGGGGCCACAAAAAUUGCAAAUUUCAUGUCCUGGCCUCUACCUGAAGACCGUGAAUACAUCAGAGUGUUUGGUGAUGACUGCUUCCGGUCUAUCCUGGACCAUUACAGUGAGAUUGUUAAGGAUGCAGGCAUUGAUACAGCAACAGCUCAUGUCGAAUGCUCUGCUCUCAAGUCUGAACUUUACUCGAAUAGGCCCAGUGAGAUCAGGUCUCUCACUUGGGACAGAGUUCACAGACUUCAUUCUUCUUCAUUCGGGACCAUUCUUGCUGUGAUGGACCUGGUUCUUACCAUACCAGGUUCAUCAGCAGAAUAUGAGCGAGGCUUUCGACAAGUCAAGAUCAUCAAGACAGAUGUCCGGUCAACACUAGUAGAGGCCUCUCUAUCUGAUCAACUCAAGAUCAAGUUGAUGGCCCCUUCCAUUGAAGAGUAAUUUUCCAGUUUUGCAUGUUUAGAUUGAGACAUUUGCUAGUGUGUCUGUUUUACUCAUCAUUUUUUCUUAUGUGUUCUCACUUCACUUCAGUGCUAUGAAAAUGAAUCAUUAUAUUUUUAGUUUUGAUCCAGUCCCAGCAAUCCACCUGUGGAACAGGCAGAAGGCAAGGAG
Messenger RNA from Acanthochromis polyacanthus (spiny chromis), 1249 nucleotides. RefSeq lists its product as uncharacterized. Bases 140 to 1078 code for a protein of 312 amino acids. The transcript is spliced from 5 exons. The record is from RefSeq and is a predicted model, not a curated record. Lineage: Eukaryota; Metazoa; Chordata; Actinopteri; Pomacentridae.